This is a messenger RNA of Tripterygium wilfordii, 576 nucleotides long. RefSeq lists its product as uncharacterized. The coding region runs from base 158 to 499 and encodes 113 amino acids. Lineage: Eukaryota; Viridiplantae; Streptophyta; Magnoliopsida; Celastrales; Celastraceae. The transcript is spliced from 4 exons. The record is from RefSeq and is a predicted model, not a curated record.
CUCAUCUCCUCUCGCCCUUCAUUCCCUCAUAACUUGCUUCGCAAGCACUCAUACUCUCAUACAGAGAGAUCCCUCUCUGCUUCUCAACGACUGCCAGGUCUCUCCAUCGAUCUCUCUCUGCAAAUAUUUUGAACAUCAACAGCAAAAAUGAAAGGAUAUGGUUUUUAUUUUUCUAAAUAAAAUGAAAGGGUAUCUAGACACUGCUGAGAUGAAGAGUUUAAGGUUGUUAAAUGCAUCGGUGGUACUGGAGCUUCUCGCAUACUUGUUUAGCCUGGUUGCCCAAAUCUUCUUUUCCAUGUACCUGUUUGUCCGUGUCUACGUGGAUUAUGAACGGGUGAAGAGAUCACAUACUUUUGGGCUACUUUUACUAGAGUUUGUCUUGAACUUGACCCUGUAUUGGACAAGCAUCAAGGGAUUGAAGAAGACGGUGGCGAAGUGGCAGAGGUUGAUGAGCACCACCAGUAGUACUUCAAAUGGUCAAGCUUCUUACUUUGUAUAAGGGAGGUAAUGGUAUUGAAGAGUGAAGUUGGUACAGACACCUAAUUACCUAAACAGGGGGGGGGGGGGGGGGUUGAU